AUGAACACAUUCUUUUCGCGUUCAAAUGCGCUUCUCGCGUUUACCCUGAGUGUCCUGGCGGCAUUAACUUUCCUGUGCUUUUUGUCGACAUACUUCAGAGCGUAUCAAGCAGAUGUUGCUCUGAAAACCGUGACCGUCGUCGUGAAGAAUGUUCCUGACUACAGUGCGAACAGGGAAAUGAACGAUCUUGGAUACAUUACAUUCGACCUGGAAGCUGACCUGACCUCGUUGUUCAACUGGAACGUAAAGCAACUGUUCCUGUACCUCACCGCGGAGUAUCAGUCAUCAAACAAUAAGCUAAACCAGGUUGUACUAUGGGAUAAAAUCAUCCGCAGAGGAGAAAGUGCUAUUUUGAACUACUCCGGCCUCAAUACGAAGUAUUAUUUCUGGGAUGAUGGCAAGGGACUUGUUGGGAACAAAAAUGUUACCUUGACACUGUCGUGGAACGUAGUUCCUAAUGCUGGUCAUCUCCCGAAUAUAUUCGGUGAUGGGGGACAUUCAUUCAAAUUCCCCCUAGAUUAUGCUCCUUCUGUUCGCAGUCAUUGA
Molecule: messenger RNA, 546 nt
Organism: Notodromas monacha
Lineage: Eukaryota; Metazoa; Arthropoda; Ostracoda; Podocopida; Cyprididae
Source: the annotation of a GenBank genome assembly